CCGUCGGCGUCGUCUGAUUGGCCAAGGCGCCCUCUCCGGCGCGCACGCCGUUUCCGGUGUCCCUGUGUGCGCAGGCUCAGUUCGCUCGUCUGCGCUCUUUUAUUUAUUUACUCUCUCUCAUCUAAGAUGGCUGUUCGGAGCUCUUGAGUCCCCCGAGCGAAGCGAUCGAGGAUGCUUGCGCCUCCAAAAUCAACUUUCACCCGGCCAUCCCUUCCCACGCGCACCCCGUAAGGCGCGGAGGGGACUCUAGCAUCACUACCGCCUCCGAGCGCCCCUUCCAUCCGGCGUGAAGCUCUUUAAAUCAAGUUGUUUGGCGAAGUCGAGCCCCGGCACUGAGUGCGACUGACUGAGUGAGUGAGUGAGUGAGUGUCCGAGAGCACUGAACAUCCAAAUGGCCGAACCGAGAAAAGUGCAAUUUGUCACCCUGUCGGCCCUGGCCGGCGGUCCGGGCGCGGAGGGCAGGAGACGGCGGCUGGAUGAGGACGGAGCCGCCGAGAUGAGUUUUGACAGAGAGGGCAGGAUGAAGAUGAUGGGGACUGGGGUAACGACAGCAGAUGACCGCGGGGGUUUGAUCGAGAAGAGAGACGGCGAAGAGCCCAAAGGGAAGACAGUGCGCCUCAACCUGUGUCUGUCCGAGCCUAACGAGCAACGCUCGGCCGAGUUCAACUACAGCGAGCUCAUCCAGUCUCAACAGGCCAAGAAGAAUCCACCAGAUUCUAAAUCUUCCUUGGACCCCAAUGAUCCCUUUAAUGCUGAUGAGAGAGAACGUCGGGAGGUCGAGGCACUGGCCAAAAAGUUUGAAAGCAAAUACGGUAACGCAGGGAAAAAGAGGCGGAAAGAUCGGAUGCAGGAUUUGAUUGACAUUGGCUUCGGCUACGAUGAGAGUGACCCCUUCAUAGACAACUCGGAAGCUUAUGAUGAGCUUGUUCCAGCCUCCCUGACCACUAAGCUUGGUGGAUUCUACAUUAAUACGGGUACUUUGCAGUUCAGAGCUGCCUCUGAAUCUGAGGGAGAGGAUAGGGGCAAAGAAGAAAAAUCCAGGAUGCGAGAUGGAGAGGAACCACUGAUAAAAAGAAGGAAGAAGAAAGAUGCAACCAGUAUAGAGGAGAAAAAACCCAGGAAGAACAAAGUAGCUAAACAAGGAGUGGCUGGUCUGAGUGUUCAUCGCCCUGAGAAGAAGAAGCGGAAGAAACUGAUGAAGGAUUCGCUCUGUCUGGCUGCAGUGCUCCACCGUUUCACACGAGAGAAGGAAGAGAUGCGGAAACGGGAUGCCAGUGCGUCUCAUCCGGGUCCUGGUCUCACCAGCAGCACUCCCAACCCCAACAACCUACUGCAGAACUCCCAUCUCCAAGCCAAUGCCAACAACAAUGACCUUUCACUAGCCGACCUGACGGCUGACCCCGCCAUGAUGUCAUUGCUUAGUUCGGCCAAUGAAAGCGAGCUUCAGGAUCUCAUGCAUGACCUGGAUUUUAGUUUUUUGGAAGCAGGGCCUCAGAUGCCCCCAUCAGCCAGAGAGAAUGGACAGGUUGGGUUGGGUUCAUCAUUGGGGCAUAAGAUUGGAGGAGGGGGACUGAAUCGAGGGCAGGAUGGUCUCAUCUCUUUUCCACCUCUCCCCGAUGGUCUUCCAGCCCCCUUGAUCAAGCGCAUAGAAGACCUUCGAGCUGCAUCGAGGCAAUUUGAUCAAGAAGGCAGAAAGAAAUUCUUCACACUGGAUAUGAAUAAUAUCUUGCUGGAUAUUGAGCUGCAGGUUCAGGAGCAGCCGGCAAACAUUCGUUCUGAGGUGUACUCUCACCUGGAAGCCUUUGUGCCCUGUAACAAGGAGGCGCUACUAAAACGACUCAAGAAACUCAGCUUCAACAUCCAGGAUGACCGCCUGCGCACACCCCUGUUAAAGCUCAAACUCGCCGUGUGCAGCGUGAUGCCAGAGCAGAUCUCCAGAUAUAACAUGGACUGCAUGGCAAAAGCUGCAGCUAAGCAGCAGAUAGAAGAUGGAGAGAAGAACGGAUCAGAGGAUGAUGAUGAAGAAAAACCAGGAAAGAGGGUGAUGGGACCAAGGAAGAAGUUCAUAUGGGAUGACAAACUCAGGACUCUGUUGUGUAACCUGGUGCGUGUGAAGCUGAGCUGUUAUGAGCUGGAGCAGUGCUCUCUGUCUGUGGAGGACUAUCUCAAAGCCUUCAUGGAAAAUGAAGUCAAGCCACUCUGGCCCAAAGGCUGGAUGCAGACCAGGAUGCUUUUUAAGGAGAGUCGUGCGGUACAUGGUCACCUCACUGGCCUGGGCAAGAAAAGGAUUGUUCCAACCCCAAAAGCUGCCAAAAUGACGGACGUCAGCUGGACACAGAGACCCGCUCCAGGUGUUGGAUCCACCUCUGCCUCACCUGCCUUACCCGCCCCAGCAUGCAGACCGCCCUCCUCCUCCUCUGAACCCAUCUGCCUCUCGGAUUCACUGGACGAGGAUCUGGCCGCUAACUCUCUAGACUCCAUUUCCCAAGCUCUCGCUCUCCUCAGUAACGCUGCCAAGGGACUGACGCCAAACAAUGGCGUUCCCGCCGCCUCUUCUCUCUGUGUCCCCGGAUCCUCAUCUGGAGUCAGCCACUUCUCCUUACCUCUGUCACAUUCCACCCUUCCAGCAAAAAUGGAGUCUUCUGGCAUCUCAAAGGCAAAUAUGAGCACUCUAACUACCUCUCCUUCCCUCUCCUCUCCGCUCACCUCGACUCCUUCUUCCUCCAUGCGAGGCGAAAACUUCAGAAUGCUGAAGGACGGCGGGCCUGUGCAGAGACCCUCGGGAACGCCCACUCACAGAGCUGGCAUUUCAGGAAUGAACACGGCGCAGUCUGCAAAACCCCGUCCGCCCCCUACCGCCUCGCCCCUCUUGCCCCCGCAGCAGAGGUCAUUUGGGACAAUGGGAGUGAAGUUGGUUCAGACUCCGCCCCCUGUUGGACAAACAAAAAACUGUGCUAACAAAUCCACUACUGGUGGUGGCGGUACUGUGGUUUCCCAGCAGCCUCGUAUGAACACUCAUCCCUCUCUGAUUAAUCCCAAGAGUCCUCAGCAGUCUCCCCCUCCAACCACUUCCUCUCCUUCCACUCUACUAUCACAGGCCAAGACUCCCUCAAUGCCACACAACCAGUCAAACUUCAUCACGCCCAUGCAGGCCACGCUCACCAAGUCUUCCCACAGUAGCAGCUCUCCUAUUAUCAAACUCACACCACGACCCCCUGCCCCUACUCCUCCUUCUUCAUCCUCACCCUCGCCUUCAUCAUCUCCCUCUCUCACCCACCCCAGGCCUCAAAUGAUCCCCAGCUCGCACCAAUACAGCCCCAAGAUUCCAACCUUCAGGCCGCCGUUUACCACACAAGGAACCGCAGUGGGAUCCGGAGUCAAAUCCGGAUCAGGACAGGCCAGUUACAGUUUUGCAGGUGGACACAAAUCCAGUAGUCCACCCACCGGUGGCGCCAACAACACCAACACCGCCCCGAUGGCCACGUCCCUGUCUGUAGGGUGUCAGGACGGUAGCCCCUCCCCUUCAGCAGUCCCAGCCAAUCACAGCCAGCGGCAGAGGCCAGUGGGAGGGACUAGUCAGAGUGCCAAGUCUACAACAAGUCGGGCAUCAGCCAUGAGCCUGCCCUCUCCUCCUGUCUCCUCUCAUCUGUCACAGGUGUCUUCAGCUUCAGGAAGUAACCUCUUGGGCUCAGUGCCCCCCUCCCUCCCCCUGGGUUUCGGGAUGCUCGGGGGUCUAGUGCCUGUUUCUCUACCCUUCCAGUUCCCCUCGCUCCUCAACUUCAACCCUCCAGGCCCUGGGGUUCCUGGCUGCAGCAACAUGGGAGCUUCCCCCACUACCAACUCAGGAUACACCCUGGCACAGAAUCUGUUUAAGAGUCUUCAGCCAGGGUCUCAGGUCGCUCUACCUCCCUACUUGCAGCUUGCUUUCUCAGAUGCAAACCAAAGUCAGGGGGGAGACACGAAGAGGAAGUCCCACUGACCACCACAACCAGAAUGUACAAGUGGACACCGCUGGCGACGGAUGUUUUCAGCUGCUUGGAUGAACACCUGCUGCGCUUUCUUUCAUUAACGACCCUUCUUCAAUUAACGUCAUUCUGCUUUUAAUCGAUCAGUGUUCUGGACGAUUGGAGUGAGCCGGGUGCAUUUGAAUUUUUGUUGUUUGUCAACAUGUUUACACAAGACCUUAAUCACUGUGGACAUAGAGCUAGAGGAAGUGAGAGGAGUACGAAACAAAGCAACAUCAUUUCUAUUUAAGUUGAUGUCGGCUGGAAACGUGCAUUCCUGUGGUUAUUUUUUUUCCUAAAGGGAUGGGAUAGUCCAACCAUUUCCUUCUAAGACUGUUGGAAUAGAAGCUGUUAAUAAUACAUAUGGGUAAAUAAUUUAUCAUUUUUCGACAGGGACAUAUUAUGAUGUUUAAGUGUAUUAGUAGAAUAAAAUGGUAUGUAUAUAAAAUAUACAUUAAUAUUAAGUGAUACAUUUUCUUUGGAGGUCAGUACGUGUGAUGUUCCUCUCAUCUGUGCGUGCAGAUGUCUUGCUGUCUUUGGUGCUGCAUAUCUCACUGGACCUUGUGAAAGAAAAAAGAAAAAAAAACACAUUCUUUUACAGAUGAAUGAAUCAUGUGUGAAAGCUUUUCAUAGAGGAAAAUUAUGAGAUUGUAGCCUACUUGAACUUUCAGUUUAGUUUUGCUUAAUAUCAGUACAAGAACUCCCAAGACUGUCAAUAAAACGCCUUAGUUUGCAAGUUUGAAUAACUAUGCAGGACUGUAAAUGCUUCAAUGCAAAGUAAGCUACUGCUUAGAGCUCCACUUUUGACAUUAGUUGUGUUUGUGUGUGUUUGAUGGGUCUGCCAUUACCUCGCUGGACCGUUAAUUCUUCCUUCCAUGUCUCUGUUCCAUUUCAUCCUUUGCAACCACCUGUUCAUUUCAAAAUGUCUGGCACUGCUCACCUGCAUCUUAUGACUGUGUUCAAAUGAGAAUUGGCACCAAAGAUGACAGCGUUCGCUCAGAGUUGACAAGCAACAGGUCAGGUGUCUGUGUGUGCUCAGUGUAACAUCUUAAAUGUGUGGUCUCUGUGGAUAUUGUGAUGGACUGACUUUUAAAAUCCAAUUUUAUAUAUUGCUUUAUUUUAUUUUCUAAAAAUGCUGAAGUGGAUGGGCGUAAUUUUAACUGAUGCUCACCUUGAAAAUUCUUAUUUGGGUAGAUUAUUUUUGUCUUGAUUCUGGAAUUCAAAUGCUGUCAUUUUUGUUUCAAGUACAAGCUCUAAAAAUUCAAUAAAAAACAUUGGCGGAUAUGGUUGUAAAGUUACUGGCAUAACUGAGGGACUGUAGCUCACCCAAAAAUGAAAAAUCUGUCAUUAAUUACUCACUCAUGUUGUUCCA
Sinocyclocheilus anshuiensis is the source of this 5376-nucleotide messenger RNA. RefSeq names its product ubinuclein 2a (gene ubn2a). The coding region runs from base 392 to 3979 and encodes 1195 amino acids. The record is from RefSeq and is a predicted model, not a curated record. The transcript has 18 exons. Gene Ontology annotation, biological process: chromatin organization. Gene Ontology annotation, cellular component: nucleus. NCBI's taxonomy places the organism in Eukaryota, Metazoa, Chordata, Actinopteri, Cypriniformes, Cyprinidae.